Messenger RNA from Adelges cooleyi (spruce gall adelgid), 1347 nucleotides. RefSeq lists its product as uncharacterized. The transcript has 3 exons. Lineage: Eukaryota; Metazoa; Arthropoda; Insecta; Hemiptera; Adelgidae. The record is from RefSeq and is a predicted model, not a curated record. The coding region runs from base 129 to 1094 and encodes 321 amino acids.
AUUAAAUGUUUCACCAAAAAGCGGUUUUAACCAUUGGAGUAAAAUUUAAUUACAGAUUUUUAUAAUCUUUAUUCCAUAAAAUAUUGGGUUCCAGGCAAUUCGUGGAUGAGUUUUUGGACGCUACGAUAAUGCAUACGCAAACUUUGAUUUCAACAUUGUUUUGGAUUGCAGUGUUUGGUUUUACAAGCAUUGUGUCGGAUGACUUACAAAGAUCGGAACUCGUUAACAAAUUAAACAUGUUGGUUCAUCAUUCGGGAUGGCGGUUUAUGGAAGACGUUAAAAUCAUAAAACUUAUAAAUCACUGCACAAUAACAACGGACCCUAUGUCCGAAAUACUAGGAGCCGUAUGGGAGAACCGGAAACCGGUCGACGAAUCCAACGUCCUGGAAAGAUAUACGGAGAUCUGGACUGUGCUCAGAUGUAAGUACGCGGAGGUUAUUAUCAAGUACAAGAUAUUCUUACAACAUUUAAUACGGGUUUGUCGAAAUGAAAAAAAAAAGAUAAGUCGUCAAACGACCAACAGUUCCCUUCAAAGAUAUUACCAUUGUUUUGAUUCGGUGCUGACCAAACUCGAAAACGUGUCGCCGAGUCUCAGAAACCUGACGGACGCGAUGGACUUGAUUAACUCGCUAGAUCCGCAAUUCAAACCUAGGCAAAGUAUAAAUGUCGCUUAUGAUAAAUUGGCCGAGUUUACUAAAACUAUACGGCGAGAUACGGUUUCUAAAUUGAAUCGACAAGGUAUCCACGAGAAUUUAGUCGAUCUCGAACUAAGAUCCAUUACCGAACAUAUUAGAGAAGUGUUUCACAAUAGUGUAAAUACGUUCGUCGCUCGUUAUUGUGUCAUGCCGUUACACAAAGAAUGGACAGCCGAUAAUUUAAAUAGGGACUAUGAGUACAAAAAGAUAAUCCAGAGGCUACCGCAGCAGGCGACUUUGUUGGAAUAUGUAAUGAACGAAGUCGAUUGGUAUGCUGGUGACAUCUUAGGCAGUUGGUUCAUCAAUUUGGGCUUUGCAUACGACGACAUGAGAAAUGUUACUAUCGUAAAUAAUUCAAGUACGAUUAGCGACGUGGCACCGAUUGACAGUGUAGAUUAACUCAACAUAAUAUAGUAUUCAUUCAUCUUAAGUGUAUAGUUUUGUUUAAUUGAUAACAACUUGAUAUUAAUCAAAACGUGUCAACGUGGUAUUUUAUUGUACAUUCUUAUACAUGUACAUGUAGAUUAAAAUAAUUUAAGUAAACACAAAAAACACUUUAAGAAAACCGUUGUUACAGAAUUUUGGGAAAUAAUAAUUAUAAACAUGAUAGAUUUUUGCUUUUCUGAAAUAAUAUCUGAAAAUAUGUAUUUAA